Molecule: messenger RNA, 3023 nt
Organism: Scophthalmus maximus (turbot)
Lineage: Eukaryota; Metazoa; Chordata; Actinopteri; Pleuronectiformes; Scophthalmidae
Gene: racgap1
Product: Rac GTPase activating protein 1
Exons: 16
Coding region: 186-2090 (634 amino acids)
Biological process (GO): signal transduction
Source: RefSeq, a predicted model, not a curated record
UGCGGCAUUUGAAAUACAACGCGCUUUAACGAAGCGGCGGCGGCGGAAGGACAAGGAGUCAACGAGCUGGUCGCCUGGAUACAAAAAAGAAAUUAAAAAAAGCAAAGAAAAAGGGGGAAUAAAACAAUAAUAUUCUCAUAAACAUAUAUCCCAAAGGACUUUACCCUCCGGGAGCGGAAACGAACAUGAUGGAGACGGCGGUGCUGAGCCUCCAGAGUCUGUACGACACGCUGAGGACGCAGGUGGACGUCCUCAACGAGAACAUCGAACCCAACUUCAUUCAGAUGGCACAAAACUUCGACGACUGCCGUCGCAGGUGGCUGAGGACGGAGCAGGAGCUGGGCUCCUGCAAGGAGGUCCUCACCAAGGCGGAGACGGAGCGCGGAGCCCUGGAGGUCAAACUCAAACACGCCCGCAACCAGGUGGACGUGGAGAUCCGGCGCAGGCAGAAGGCCGAGGCCGACUGCGAGAAGUUGGACCGUCAAAUCCAGCUGAUCCGUGACCUGCUGACCAGCGAGGGCUCCAGCAACAGCAUCCAGCUGAGUGCAGAGCAGCGCUCGGCUCUGGCCUUCCUGAACACCAACUGUCAGGCGGCGGCGGCCAGCCUCAACACCAGCCGGAGACUGAAGACAAUCGAUGAGUCCGCCUCGAUCCUGUCAGAUAUCAGCUACGACAAAACGGACGACUCUCUCGACUGGGACUCCUCCAACAUUAGGACGGUGCGACUGAAAAAGCGAGAAAAAAGGCGCUCCUCGAGGAACCACGUGGACGGUCCUCCACUCGCCUCCAAGAGGUCUCGAUCAACAGGCAGAACCUCGGAGAGGGGAAAUGAGACUCUGGUGACAAAGACCACGGUGACUGUCCCUGCAAACGGAGGACCCGUGGAGGCGGUUUCUACCAUUGAAAGUAUUCCGUACUGGACUCGCAGCCGGCGAAGGACUGCCGCCAUGGAGUGGGACUCUGAAUCCCUCAAGUCCGAGGACGUUGUCUUCAAGCAGCCCGGCGUCCCUGAGGGAAGAGCCCAGCCCAGCACGCCGCAGAGCAAUGGGGGCGGCGUGCGCCUUCACGAGUUUGUCUCCAAAACCGUCAUUAAGCCGGAGUCCUGCGUUCCCUGCGGGAAGAGGAUCAAGUUUGGCAAGAUCUCCCUGAAGUGCCGAGACUGCAAGGUCGUCUCGCACCCCGAGUGUCGCGAGCGGUGCCCUCUGCCGUGCAUCCCCAACCUGGGCGCCACACCGGUCAAAAUCGGGGAGGGCGUGCUUGCCGACUACGUCCCCGACACGUCGCCCAUGAUCCCCCCUCUCGUGGUCCACUGCAUCAGCGAGAUCGAGCAAAGAGGCCUUCGCGAGGCCGGACUGUACCGCCUGUCCGGGUCUGACCGCACCGUGAAGGAGCUGAAGGAGAAGUUCCUGCGCAGCAAAACCGUCCCCGUGCUGAGCAAGGUGGACGACAUCCACGCCAUCACCGGCCUCUUCAAGGACUUCCUGCGCAACCUCAAGGAGCCGCUCCUCACCUUCCGCCUGAACCGGCCCUUCAUGGAGGCGGCCGAGGUUUCAGACGACGACAACAGCAUCGCUCUGAUAUACCAGACCAUCAGUGACCUGCCGCAGGCCAACAGAGACACGCUGGCCUUUGUCGCCCUUCACCUGCAGAGAGUGGCUUCGAGUUUGGACACCAAGAUGGACAUCGGUAACCUGGCUCGAGUUUUUGGUCCAACCAUUGUGGGUCAUGCGGUUCCUAACCCAGAACCCAUGACCAUCCUGCAGGACACCAAACGACAGCCUAAGGUCGUGCAGCGUCUGUUGUCUCUGCCGGCCGACUACUGGGGCCAAUUUGUGAUGGCGGAAAGCGAGCCGCCCAACCUGGACCACCUGAUCAUCGAGAACGCCAACUGCUACGCCACCCCCGACAGAGGCAUGAGCAUGCUGGGACCCCUGACCACGCCGGAGCACCAGCUCAACAAAACCCCCUCGUCCAGCUCCUUGUCUCAGCGCAUGAAGUCCUCUCUGACGCCCAGAUUCGGGAGCAAGAGCAAAUCUGCAGUGGGAUUCUCUCGCCAAGGAAAGUUCUUUGCAUCUCCGCUCCUCAAGUGAUCUGAGGAGCAGCUACGUUAACAACUUAUUCAUGCAGCAAUAACACAUAUUCCAUAACUCCUAACAAGGUACUGCUCUCGUAACAGCUGCAAAUGCCUCCGUAUUAGUUAUUCUUUACACUCAUAAUGGUUUUUUAUAUUUCAGUGGUAAUAGUUGUAUUUUGAUAAUUUACGUUUUUUUUUAUAACCAAAUAGCGGGUUCAAUCUAUGCACACUUAUGUCUUUGAUGCUUUUUGCGAAACGUUAAGCGUGACCUCAUAACGCGUGUUUAUGUACUUUAUAUGUGGACUCUUUUUGAGAGGUGUGCUCAUGGAUGAAGAUGGAUGUACCGUAUAUAUUAUAUAUGUGCAGUUUUUGUCGUGACGUGCUUCUGAAACCUAAUCAUUUCUUUUGAGCUCUUCGGCUCAUGUGUCACUCAGAAGUCGGAGAGCUCAUCUGUUGGCAUUUCAAUCUAGGUUUGUAAUCGAAUGUACGUCUCCUCGUAACAAUAAUCUUUUUAGUUUUUCUGUUUGUUUUUUGUUUCUAUCCAGUAAAUGUAAAUGUUCGUGCUUUAAACUUUAUGGGGCCUCGGUGGGGAAGACGUCUGAGCGUGACGUCGGCGAUCCUCAUUGACCUCAUCAGUAGUGGGGACGAAAAUUUUGAAAUGUUGCUGCAAUUCUGUUUUACAGUGUAUUAUCGCACUGCCAGUAUGAUUGGUGCUGUAAACUCUCGUCGGGACGUUUUCACUCCUCCGUAGUUUAGAGCUCCGUGUAAUGUGUGUACCAUGGGAGGUUUUUGCUUGAGCUGUUCAAGUGCAAAAAGGCAAUUAUACUUUGUGAGAUUAGCCAGUUUAGUUACCGUGGCAUUAUUUUAAUUAACUAUAAGCACAGAUUUCUUUUUGUACACAAAUAGACUCUUUGUAAUAUUCACUUACAAAAUACAUUUCUAACAUUGA